Molecule: messenger RNA, 453 nt
Organism: Dictyostelium purpureum
Lineage: Eukaryota; Evosea; Eumycetozoa; Dictyosteliales; Dictyosteliaceae
Exons: 2
Coding region: 1-453 (150 amino acids)
Source: RefSeq, a predicted model, not a curated record
AUGACCUAUAAAAAUUUAAAGGCUGUUUAUCCAUUAACAUGCAACAGUGAAAAAUGUGUUAUGGAGUUGGAUGAAGAUCAGAUAAAAAACUUUUAUGGAAAUAGUAUUAAUAAAUGUAUGGAUAUAAAGAAUAAAGAUUUAUGUAAUCAGCCAGUUGACCUAACAAAUUUCAUGUAUCCAAUAAAUUAUGUUCUCUCUGGAUUACCAUCAACUGAAGGUGGUAAAUUGCAACUUACUGCAAACCUUUCAAACCGUAUAUCAACCCCAGAAGAGAUAGAACAUCUAACUGCAAUAAAGAUACAACAAAUUUAUCAAUAUAAUACCCAAGAACAAGAAAGAGAACAGUUAAAUGAUCUACAACAGAUUAGACAACAAAUUCCACUACAACAACAAAUUCAACAACAACAUGUACUGACAAUACUUGUAAUACUCACAAUACCCACGAUACAAUAA